Microthlaspi erraticum is the source of this 963-nucleotide messenger RNA. Lineage: Eukaryota; Viridiplantae; Streptophyta; Magnoliopsida; Brassicales; Brassicaceae. The record is from the annotation of a GenBank genome assembly.
AUGGCGUCGUCGUUUGCAUCUAGUACCACCUCGCCUCCUCUCCCACCCCCUGAACCACCAGAUCUAGCUGCCGUUUCUGCUCGUUUGUCAUCAGAUCCUCCCCUCAAACCUCCGGAUCCGCCUGACCCUCCAGAUCCUGUGGCCUCUUCCUCCGUUCUCUACCUCCCCUCGGACAUCGCUGCCAUCCCUCCUCCACAAAUGCGUUUUCAAGAUCUAGAUCCGGGUGAUUCCCUUCUAGAUCCGACUUCUGCCUUUAGUGUUGGUAUGGCUUCUCUGCGACGCCAAGUUGUGAAGCCCUCUCACCGUCUCACCACCCCUCUCGAUCUGUGGAUGUUCCCGGAAGCUUCAGUCACAGCUCCUUUGUCGGAUGGUGGCUCUUCCGCUGUCACUCUCACCACCUUUCACCUCUUGCUCUCCCAGGUUUACUACUCCUUGUCUCCUGCUUUCCCUUCAGUGGUUUGCUCUAGGAUUUUAGAGGAAAGUUUAGCUCUGGUUUUGUGUAUGCCGAGUGUGUUACCUCCAGAUCUGAAGACCUCUGUUUCCCGGAUUCCCAACCUAUUGCCCAUUGGUGGCUCUUUUAACGCCUUUGUGCGUUUCAUUACUGCAGUAUGCAGAGUUGUUUCCGUCAUGAUGAUGGGUUAUACUUCAUGUUCUUUCUCUAUGUGGCAGAUUAGAAAGAAUUGCCUUGAUUGCAUCCCUCCAGUUAAUCUGGAUUUGGACUUUCAUAGUCCUCACCGCUCUGUUAAGGAGCUUAUUCUCCUCCCUAGUACUUCACUUGUUUUGAGUGUUAUUGUUGCAGGGAGCAUCGUGUUGAAGGUUGUUCUGGUUAGAGCAGUAAACAAAAGACUUUUCGUGUCUCAGUCAUCAGUUGAUAUUGUUGACGGUUUGACCUUCUCGUCAUUGGAGGUGUUUAUCCUCCUCGUGGUAUUCUUGAUCAAGACCACAUAUGGUUCUUUGGUCUGA